CUUCUACUUGUUAUGUACACAUUUUAAUCCUCGUACAAAUAAAAUUAAUGAAAAACCGACCCAAAUAAUAACUCUCAAUUGUUGUUGUCGGGAUCUGGCUGAAGCUGCUCAUGGCGUAAUUCCUUAAACCCUACUUGUUUUUGUACAUUUGCCGUCCGGGGAGGACCAAAUUUCUCCGAUCUUCUUCCAAUGGCGGUCAAUUCCCGGUUAACUUGUUCUCCCAUAGCCACCACCCCAGGCCUCGUUUACGACCAGCGCCGCCACCGUAACCCUCGUCGUUGCAGCUUCCCCGCCACCACCACCUCUCUUUGUUCCCGUGUAUUCCCCCCCGUCACCGUCAAGGCUUUUGCCCAUAACCCGGAAAGAAAUAGCAGCAGGUCCGAGAAACCCAAACCCUGGCUACCCCGGAUUCCGUUACCCCCCACCUUUAAAGGUAAUCUCUUAGCGGCGACACUGAUCGGCGCCGGUGCCAACCUCUUGUAUCUCCUUCUGGAAGCCGGCGGCGGCGGCGGACGUAACAACGCUGGGAAAAUCGUUAGAGGAGGAGGCGGCGGCGGAGAAGCAGGACAAAGUUCGAGUUUCUUGUCACGGUUGUUCUCCGUGCAGGGGUUGGAUAAAGAGGAUGGAUUGGAAUCGGAAUCAGAGUUCUACAGGGUUGGAUCGCCGGUGUAUAUGCUGGGAGUAUUAAAAAAAUACACAAUUUCCGAUGUUCUCUUCUUCGAUCGGAGGUUGAACGCAUUCACCGAUCCUACAGAGGAUCCCCUGUUCAAAUUAGUUAACAUAAACCCUGGUCAGGUUUGCACCAGAUCCCAGCUCCAGAAAGAGCUUGAUAAGCUUACAGGAAGUGGAUUAUUCGAGGAAGUCGAUAUUGAUUGUAAAAGAAAUCGUGAUGGGACGCUUCGAUUAAGAAUAUCAUUCUUAGAGCGGACAUGGCAGCAGCUUCCGGAGAGUUUUCGGUGCAUAAAUAUUGGAAUGCUCCCAAAUUGGAACCCCCGAAUUGGAAGUUCAGGUGCCAAGGAGGAAAAAGGCAAGAAGGAUAUAGUACAAUUUAUCAAGGAGGGGAUUGAAGCUGAAUAUAGUAAAAGGAUUGAGAAGAGUGACGAAAGGCCUUGCUUACUGCCAAUAGCUCUGGAGGAAGAGAUUUCUGAAAGAUUGAGGAAGAGGAAGGGCUCGGGCGAAAUGAGUUCCAGGGUCUUGGUUAAGAUAAAGGAGAAGGUGCAGCAAUGGUAUGACGAUCACGGAUUUGCUUGUGCGCAAGUUAUUGGUUUUGGGAAAUUGAACACGGAAGAAUUGGUCUGUGAAGUGGCCGAAGGCGACAUUACCCGAAUACAGGUUGUGGAUGUAUCGAGGAAUGACUCUGAUGAUCAUCAGAUUGCUUCUGUUGUUGAGAGUGUAUUGCCCUAUGGAUUACGCAGAGGGGAAGUGUUUAAUAUCGAAGAUGCAGAAGCUGCAAAGAUCAAUAUUGAUGCCUUAGGUUUGUUUUCUAAUACUGAAAUUGAUUUAGGCCUGGAUGAAGAGAAUGGGGGAGGGGUUUUAGUUAAAUUUAAGGUAGAGAAGAAAACGAGAGAUGAUUCUAGUGUAGUAGAUGUAAGCAGUAAGAAUAGCAGUUGAUUUUUUUACACAUUGGUAUUGUUGUUCAUGUCACAGUCUUUGAAUCUAUGAUUAUUGAGUUUUACCCAUUCUUUGCUAGUUGAUGAAGAUCAUAUGACCAAAUCCUUCAAUCUGUUUGUUCUUUCAAACUUCUGCUCUGUUUGAACUCCUAAGCAGGGGAUGACAACUCGAUUCUGAAUUCUUCACAGGCACAAGAACAAGCUUCAUUUUUGCUCCUUUAUCUUGGAAACGUUUUCAUUUUUCCUAGCCUUGUCAUUUGCAUCUAAUCAAUUUGAGGAACUGGCGAAAAUUGUAGUUACGUUGUUCAUGACAGUCUCAGGACAUGGCAUGAUUUCUCUAAACAUAAAGGGGGCCGUCUUUGAAUAGAACAUUUGGUCCAAAGUUUUGAGCUCAACCAAGAAGGCUUUUUAUGAGCUUCCGAC
Oldenlandia corymbosa var. corymbosa is the source of this 2033-nucleotide messenger RNA. The record is from the annotation of a GenBank genome assembly. Lineage: Eukaryota; Viridiplantae; Streptophyta; Magnoliopsida; Gentianales; Rubiaceae.